AUGGAGAACCUGGUGCUGAUGCUGCAGACGCAGCGCGAGGAGCUGCUGGCCGCCCACGCCGCCGCCAGUGACCGCGAGGCCGCGCAGCAGCUGGCGCAGCAGCUCAAGACGCUGUCCGAGGAGCUGGAGCUCGUGGCGGCCGCUGCGACGACCGCGCCGCUCGCCGCCGCGCUGACCCCGGACUUCUACGCGAGCUACCUGCUCGUCGUGCUGCUGGCGAAGAACCUGAACGACGCGCGGUUCCUGUGGAAGCGCAUCGUGCCCGAGAUCAAGGAAAACUCCGAGGAGCUUCGCGCUGUGUGGGAGAUUGGCAAGGCGCUGUGGCAGCGGAACCUGGCUGCAGCCUACGCCGCGAUGGACUACGACUGGUCUCCGUCCCUGCAAGGACUCAUCGAGGCCCUGAAGACUGCCACUCGUGAGGGCACUGCUGAGCUGCUGAGUCUCGCGUACUCGACGAUUUCGGUCAGCGACGCGGCGCUGGCGCUGGGCUUCGCUCGGCACGAAGACGCGAUGCAAUACUGCUCGUCGCUGAACUGGGAGGUGAACGCAGCGGACCAAAUGAUCAUGCCCAAGCCGUUGGGCAACGUGCGACGCGGGCCCUCGACGGUCGUGGACCUGAACCAGCUCGACACGCUGUCCAAGUCGGUGCUGCAUCUGGAACAGAACACAGUGUUCAAGCUGCCGUGA
Messenger RNA from Phytophthora sojae, 687 nucleotides. RefSeq lists its product as hypothetical. Bases 1 to 687 code for a protein of 228 amino acids. Gene Ontology annotation, cellular component: COP9 signalosome. The transcript is spliced from 5 exons. Gene Ontology annotation, biological process: COP9 signalosome assembly; protein deneddylation. NCBI's taxonomy places the organism in Eukaryota, Oomycota, Peronosporomycetes, Peronosporales, Peronosporaceae. The record is from RefSeq and is a predicted model, not a curated record.